AGUUUGGGUGGCAGGAGGGCAGACGAGCGUCGUCGAGGGAGGGAGGAGGAGGAUUGAGCGACUGCGGUCGGUGGAAAGUUUCGCAUGCGGGGAGGAGGAUGGGACGUCGCCGCUGGUGUCUCGAUGGAGGAGCGAGCCAGACAUGCUGCAGGCUCGCUCGGGCCUCGCGCUCGCUGCCCUCAACGGGUUUGUAUACGCCAUCGGAGGGAAUGACGGCACCGAGAGGUUGAGCAGCGGCGAGCGACUGGACGGAAGAGGAGGAGGAGGAGGAGGAGGAGGAGGAGGAGGAGGAGGAGGAGGAGGUCGGUGGAUGGCGAUCAAAAGCAUGCAUGAGGCGAGGAGCAACUUUGCGCUGGUGGCGGUUAAGGAGAAACUCUUCGCCAUCGGAGGGUUUGACGGCAAGAAGCGGCUGAGCAGCGUCGAGGUCUACGACGUGAAGCUCAACGCCUGGCGACAGUGCGCGAGCAUGACGUGGCCCAGGGAGGGGCUGGCGGCUGUCGGGGUUGUGAGAGGAGGAGAGGAGGGCGGGGGGGCGGAGAUCCUGGCGAUCGGAGGGUUUGACGGGAGCCGGGUGUUGAGGAGCGUGGAGAGAUAUGUGGUGGAGGAGGACCGAUGGGAGAAGGCGGUGGAUCUCAAGAUGCCGCGGGCGUUCCUGGGAGCCUUCGGGAGGGGAGGACGAGUCUUCGCGUGUGGAGGUCAAGACGACCAAGGAAACUUUCACGACACAGUUGAAAUGCUGACCCGCGAUGAAAACUCCUCCUCCUCCUCCUCCUGGUCUCUCGUCCCUUCUCUGCUCCUCCCCGAGCCCUGCUGCAGCUUCGCAACCGGCUGCAUCUGAACAGCCGCGAGGAGCAGAAGGAAGUUAACAAGCAAACGAGAGCGGAGGGAGGGAGAAGAAGAGGAAGAGAGAUUGCUUGAGAUGAGAUGAGUUCUAUGUGAAGUAACAACUUUACUGAUCGAUUUCCUUCUAUGAGGCAUGUCAGAAAACGAACGAGAAAGUACC
Guillardia theta CCMP2712 is the source of this 1003-nucleotide messenger RNA. RefSeq lists its product as hypothetical. NCBI's taxonomy places the organism in Eukaryota, Cryptophyceae, Pyrenomonadales, Geminigeraceae. The coding region runs from base 143 to 838 and encodes 231 amino acids. Gene Ontology annotation, molecular function: protein binding. The record is from RefSeq and is a predicted model, not a curated record. The transcript has a single exon.